AUGGACAAAACCCUCACCCUCAGACCCUCACCUUCAGACCCUCCCCCUCAGACCCUCACCCUGAGACCCUCACCUUCAAACCAUUACCCUGAGACCCUCACCCUCAGACCCUCACCUUCAGACCCUCACCUUCAGACCCUCACUCUCAGAUACUCCCCCUCCCCCUCAGACCCUCACCCUGAGACCCUCACCCUCAGACCCUCACCCUCCCCCUCAGACCCUCAUCCUCAGACCCUCACCCUCAGACCCUCACCUUCAAACCCUCACCCUCAAACCUUCACCUUGAGACCCUCACCUUCAGACCCUCACCCUCAGACUCUCACCCUCAGACUCUCACCCUUCAGACACUCCCCUCCCCCCCCCUCAGACACAUCCCCCUCCCCCUCAUGGACCCUCUCCCCCUCAGACCCACACCUUCAGAGCCUCACCCUCAGACCCUCACCCUUUGACCCUCACCUUCAGACCCUCACCCUCAGACCCUCACCCUCAGACCCUCACCCUCAGACACUGAGCACAGAACGUCUCCUUUAA
Messenger RNA from Knipowitschia caucasica, 531 nucleotides. Lineage: Eukaryota; Metazoa; Chordata; Actinopteri; Gobiiformes; Gobiidae. The record is from the annotation of a GenBank genome assembly.